Plasmodium relictum is the source of this 1014-nucleotide messenger RNA. Its product is annotated as ADP/ATP carrier protein, putative. Gene Ontology annotation, biological process: transmembrane transport. NCBI's taxonomy places the organism in Eukaryota, Apicomplexa, Aconoidasida, Haemosporida, Plasmodiidae. The transcript is spliced from 3 exons. Bases 1 to 1014 code for a protein of 337 amino acids. The record is from RefSeq and is a predicted model, not a curated record.
AUGGAAAAUUAUUAUUUAAAAAAAAAAAAAAAAAUUAGAUAUAAAGAAUUAUAUAUAACAACGUUCUUAACUCAUGGGGGAUCAAAUUUAAUUUCUAAAUUUAUUGUAUCACCUUUAGAGAGAAUUGUAAUUAUUAAACAAACACAACCAGUUUUAUUUAGAAAUGUUUUAGUUCAGUCAUCUUUUACUUACAAAAAUAUAAUAAGAAGUAUUUAUAUGAAUCAAGGUUUGACAUGUUUUUGGUGGGGAUAUAAUGCGAAUAUUUUGAAUUUUCUAUCGUUUAGUUUUUUAAGAUUACUAUUUCAUGACAAAAUAAAAUAUAUUCUAUCAUUAGAGAAUAAUAAAAAUAAUUUUUUAAUGAACUUUUUUUUAUUAUAUGCAUCAAGUUGCUUGGCUGUAUCAAUUACAUAUCCAUUAGAUGUAGCUCAUACCUAUAUGACUUUGAAUCACGAAAAAAUAAAAAAUAAAAAAUUAUACAACAGAAGUAUUUUUUUUUUUAUAUAUGAUCAAUUAUUAAAAAAAAAAAUUAGAAAUAUAUACUGUGGAUACAGCUUAUGUCUUCUUAAUUUUAUUCCAUAUUUGUUGAUAACAACAAAGUUGAAUGAUUUAUUUACAAAAUAUUUUAUUGAAUUACAUUUGAAUAGAAAUAAUGAUGAGUUAAUAAAUAUUGAAAAGGGUAGGCACAUAAGUGAAGAAUAUAAGAAAUUAUUCAACAAAUCUCCUAGUUUUUUUUUUUAUAUCUUUUUAGGGGUAUUAACCGGCUAUACAGCACAAAUAAUAACAUACCCUUUAGAAACAAUCAGAAAAAAAUAUCAAUAUUAUAAAUUGUAUGAACAAAAUUUUCCCAAAUCAUUAAAUCAUUAUAAUUAUCUAAACAAUACAAAAACAAAACAUAUUGUAAACAGAAUUUCUAAUAAUUAUAAAGGAUUUUUAAUGCAUUCCUUUAAGUUAAUACCUGAAUACUUUAUUUUUAGUUUUUUUUUUUAUUAUGUUAAGAAUAAUAUGCCAAUAUAA